CAUGUCGCGCUUCAAAAGUGAUGACGGGGCGGGGUACACCUGGGAACAAAACUACGAGAAGACAUGGGACGCUCUGGGUAUUGACACUGAGUCGUUCUUUGAGACCACACUGCUGCGAGAGCGUAUCAUCAGCAAACGCAGGAGGUAUUUGCGCACGGCUUAUACGCUGUGA
Molecule: messenger RNA, 172 nt
Organism: Sphaeroforma arctica JP610
Lineage: Eukaryota; Ichthyosporea; Ichthyophonida
Exons: 1
Source: RefSeq, a predicted model, not a curated record